Molecule: messenger RNA, 1734 nt
Organism: Brassica rapa (field mustard)
Lineage: Eukaryota; Viridiplantae; Streptophyta; Magnoliopsida; Brassicales; Brassicaceae
Product: trichohyalin
Source: RefSeq, a predicted model, not a curated record
UUGUCUGCGUCUCCAAAAUCAAAACAGCAAAUAAGUAUUAAAAUAUAAAACCAUUUUUUAAAAAAUACACGAAAAAGGGUUUUGUCUUUAUCGAAAAUAUUUGUAUUUGGUGAAACCACGAAAAGAAAUAUAUAAUGAGGAGAAAAUAAUCAAAAAUCAAGAAAAUAUUUGAUGGGGAGGAUUUGAGUUUGUAUUUGUUGGGUAUGAUCCAACGAGAGAGAAAGAAGAUGGACUCUUUCUGACUUCUGAUCACGUGAUGUCGUGAUCCUUAUCCCUUUUGGACCAGAAGCCUAUUCUCUGUUUACGAGACACGGUCACUUUCAUUAAAAACGACGCGCAUUCUCUUGUUGUUUUUUCAAAAAGGUAAGUGGUUCGUUUUAAAAAAAUUAUUAUCCCGGUUAACUUUCUUGAUGAAAAGUGGACGUCGUGCCGUUUCUACUUGUCCUAACUCAUAAAUUUUGUUGUGAUAAACGACGGUUUGAAUCUACUCUCAUAUGAUAAAUAAGUCUUUCAAGUUUCAAUUAAUAUUGCAUUCAAACCAUGAUCAUAUAUGUAUGCAAUCUCCUACUUUUUUUCAGGUAUCACUAAAAGAAGAAACGAUGUACAAAAAUGAAAUAAAAUCAGAGAACGUGCAACAUACGUAAUUGUAUAUAGUUAAAGAAAUGAGCAAUAUAUAGCAACGAAUGGAAUCACAUCUACUUGUCGAAGCAUGUGAAAUUUAUUUAUGGGUUUGUUUAUAGAAUUGGAACCUUUUUAUUAGAACUCAAACCUAACACACAAACUGCAGCUACCAACCGGUGGUUACAAGAUUGCAAUAUUCUUCACUAGAUUAUAAAUUUCAAUCUUUGAAGCUUUAUAGUUUGAUUUAGUAUUUGACACUAGUAUACGAAUAGAAGUAGCACAUUAUACGUGAACCCUGUCUCCAGUAAUAAUCUAUCACAUUUAUGUAUAAUAUUGGUGGAUAAUAUAGAGAAGAAAAGAUAACCGACGGACAAACAUAAAAUCUUCUUUAUUUUCAAAAACAUAAAAUCUUCUUUUGAUAUUAAAUACUAUUGUUGGUUUUGUUUCUGUCUGUAAAACAUUAAAAACAAAAAUGCCCGAUAAAUUAUUGCCCUUGAAGAUAUUUUUAUUUAUUUUACUACUGUUGUUGAAGAUAAAAGUGAUUUAAAAAAAUAUCUUGAAGAUAUUAAAAAACAAAUAAGCCGUUAAAAGAAAUUGUAUGCUGUUGAAAAAAACUGAUGGGAAAGAGAAGGUUUCAGAAAGCAAAUGAACCGUCAGUGACGGUAUCAGAAACUUCCUGUCCGUCGGGGUCUCAGACAACAAGGAGACGAAGGGGAAGGCCGAGGAAGAAUCUUGAGAGUUCAGAAGAAAAUAAGGAAGAAUCUGAAGAAGACGAAGACUACGAAGUUGAGAUUAUUGACAGAGAGAAACAGAAGAGGAAAGUUAGACGUAGCACUAGUGUGGAAGAAGAGCAAAAGUGGAAACAUGAAGACUUACAGAAUGAGGAGGAUGAGAAGAAGCCGGACACGACGGUGAAGGCGGUUGCACCGCUGUCACAUAGACGGUCGAGGAGGAAGAACACACCGGUGAAGAGCUGGUAUCAAUAGGCUUAAAAUAUUGUGUGUGUUCAUCGUUUAACUAUUGUUGAGUUAUAAAUUAGUUAAGAACCAUGAUGAGAAAAAGACCUAUGAUUUAUAAUUUCAUGAAUCCGAUAAAAACAAGUUUUGCCAACAA